AUGCUGGCGGGCCUUGCGACGCUGCUGCUCGCGCGCGCCGUCGCCGCCGUCGACGACCCGUCCUGGGACGUGCACACGCCGACGAACGCGACGUGCCUCGGCGGCUGCGCCUGCCCGGCGCGGCUCGCGGCCUGCGUGCCCACGGCGCCGUCCAAGGACAUGAAGGUCUUCGCGUCGAGCCUCGCGUCCCUCGCGGAGCACGCCGUCGACAUCGAGUCGAUCCACGUCGUGUCGCGCAAGUCGCCGGAGGUCGACCGGGUUAUCGCCGCCGUGAACGCGCGGCGCCACCGGGGCCGGCCGGAGAACUUCGUCAAGUGGUUCGACGAGGACGGCGGCCACUUCCCCUUCGACUACGCGUCCAUCAAGCGCCACCUCGAGACGCGCUCGGGCGCGCACCACGCCGGGAGCUACCAGUACGCCGUGGGCUGGUACCUCCAGCAGCUCCUGAAGCUCUACUGCGGCCGGGGCAUCGCGCGCGCCGACGCCGGCGGCGGGCCGGGCAACUGGACCGCGGAGGACGUCGCGCGCGCGCCCGACCGCGACACGCUGAUCGUCGACAGCGACGUCGUGCUCCUGCGGGACGUCGCCUUCGUCCACGGCACGGCGAACAGCGCCGGGCGCUGCGACGCGACGUACGCGUACGCGUUCUCGCGGGAGUCGCACGGCCUCUACUACGACACGAACAAAAAGCUCCUGGGCGACGACGACGGCAAGCCCCUGCCCGACGCCGCCGGCCGCGACAUCUCGGGGGUCGUCCACCACAUGGCCAUGCGCGCCGACGUCCUCGCGGCGCUCGACGCGCGCGUCUCGGCGCUGCACGGCGCGCCCCUGUACGACGCGCUGCUCCGGCCGGCCGUCGGCGUCGUCGCCGAGGCGCACCGCAACGCCUUCUCCGAGUACCAGUUCUACUUCCACUACGCCCGGCGCGCCUUCCCGGCGAGCGUCGCCGUCCGCCAGCUCUACUGGGCCAACGGGCCGGGCCCGAAGACGAUCGUCGAGUGCGAGGCCGCGGACGGCUGGCCCGCGGGCGCGCAGCGCGGCGCGCGCGACGACGCCGACAUCCGCGCGAUCGACUUCAAGGCGGGCUACGACUACGUCGCCUACCACUCCUACGCGAAGCGCCGGCCCUGCGUCUACGGGCCCGCGGACGACCGCCGCGACGGCGGCGCGUGCUUCGGCGGCGGCUGCACGUACUCCUGCUUCAAGCGCCGCGACGACGCGCGCUACAAGGCCCGGGACCGGAGCUUGGUGGCGCCGCGGCUCUGCGCGGCGGCGUGA
Messenger RNA from Aureococcus anophagefferens, 1278 nucleotides. RefSeq lists its product as hypothetical. The record is from RefSeq and is a predicted model, not a curated record. Bases 1 to 1278 code for a protein of 425 amino acids. Lineage: Eukaryota; Pelagophyceae; Pelagomonadales; Pelagomonadaceae. The transcript has a single exon.